AUGCAAACCACAGACAUUAAUGACAUUCCCGUCAUCAGUAACAUACCUACUGGACUUUCGCUAACUAUUCCUGAGAACUCCGCUGUUACAACAACAAUACUGGACACAGCUGUUACUGACGGGAAUGCUGGAGAUUCCCAUACGUUCUCGGCGGUGUUCACACCGGCAGAGGGCGCAACAUACUUCAGAAUCAUUACCGGAACUGGCGUUAUCAGACCAACACAAGUUAUUGAUUAUGAGGAAUUGCUUGGUAAAGGAAUAACUUCGUUCACUGUCGCCGUGACAGCCAAUGAUGGACGGGAGGAUUCGGUCACUAAGUUCUUCACAUUAGCAGUCACUGACGUCAACGAGCAACAAACGGGGUUUUCGCAAGCAACGUAUCAAAUUUCAGGAUUAGAGACCACCACGACCUUCGCAGACCUCAGUCCUACGUUGGCCAAAUCUGUGAUCGAUCCUGACGACACAAGAGACACACAGACGCUGACCAUGGAUUGUGGGGCCAACACGGGGUUGUUCUCCAUGGACCCCAGCACGGGCCGCGUCACCAAGACAGCGGAGUACGACCUUGACGCUACUCAACAGACGUCAGAUACCGUCGCGUGUGUUGUAACAGCAACCGACGAAGCAGGACACACUGUAACAGCCGACCUAAACAUCGUCAUCAACGAGGAGAAUGACAACCCGCCCGUGCUGGACAAGGAGACGUACACGUUCUUCCUGCCCAUCAACACAGGGGCGGGGUCACAAUUCGGUCCGUUUUCCUCCACUGACGCCGACGUGCUUACAGACCACACAGAUACUACGUACACACUGACCGGAGGAUCGGGUCUGUUCGGCUUAACGGACUGCUGCAGUGUCUUCAACAAUGUCAACUUUAGCACAACAACACACAAUGUAGGCGAUUCCUUUACAAUGACGUUGACCGCCCUUAACAAUAAUGGCCUCAAAGACACGGCCACAGUUAACGUCAUCCUAAUUGAUCCUAUCACCACAACAACCGCCUCGACCACAACUACAACCACCACCACGGCCUCUGCCUCGUCACUAGCGUUUCCAAACUUUGGUGGCAGUGGGAGCAUUUCUAACUUCCUCGACGACCCAGAAAAUCUGGGCUGGUUUAUCCCGACAAUGAUCUUGCUGGCUGCCAUGUUGGCGUUGCUUGGAUACAUGAUAUAUAGAUGUAUACGGAACCCCGGUGCAUUUGCAAAACUAGGAAACCUUUGCAAAGGAAGAUCAUUAAAUUGUAAAUGGCCAGAACGCAGCAAAAUGGCUACCAAGACAAAGAAAUCAAAGAAGAUCAUACGCAAACGCAAUAAAGAAAACAGGGUUCGCCAAGAAGACAAAAACGAUGGGAAGUACGAAUGGAACAUUUGGUCCCACUCCGACUUCGGAAACAAAGCCGUCGAGCAUCGAUAGAGAACUUUGCAGUUGAUUGCGUGUGGUCCAGACUUCAGUGAUUUUUCAUGAUCCCGUAAACGUACAGUAUAGACAUUCUCAGUUAGCUUCUUUUGUGCUUUCUGCGUUGCCAUCAGCUGAAUUAUCACUGUACCAAUUGCAGUUGUGUAUAUUGUUUUUUAUUUCAAGUUUUGAUGACUACACUCUGUCAUAUUGAGAAGACAAAUUAUCAAUAAAAUAUGCGUACAUCAUAUGUAGGGAAUAGUAACCAUAUUGAUAGGUCUUUUCGUCUACAAGUUUACUAUGUGCACUGCGGAAGGAAAAAUAUGGAGAUUAUAAUCAUGAUGCAUGUAAUUGUGGUAGGUGGAUUAUUGUGUGCAGCAAUAUAAAUGAAAUGUGACCAAUGGCGUACCAUUAUGCUAAACAUUAAAAUGCCGAGCGGCGUCAUGUGACUAGACAAUAUAAUGAUAUAGACAUGUGCAUGUUGUGUUAACCAUAUGAUGUUUACAUCUUUUGUUUACAUUUUGUGUUAUGUAAUGAUUACAUUAUAUGAAGGAAAUAAAGAUUAUUCAGUUUUUCGUUCCUUGGCUUAACGUCGAACUUGUGUACAAAUAAAAAAUAAUGGUUUAAUAC
Messenger RNA from Pecten maximus, 2028 nucleotides. Its product is annotated as protocadherin Fat 4-like. Lineage: Eukaryota; Metazoa; Mollusca; Bivalvia; Pectinida; Pectinidae. The coding region runs from base 1 to 1416 and encodes 471 amino acids. Gene Ontology annotation, cellular component: catenin complex; membrane. Gene Ontology annotation, biological process: homophilic cell-cell adhesion. The transcript has 9 exons. Gene Ontology annotation, molecular function: calcium ion binding; cadherin binding. The record is from RefSeq and is a predicted model, not a curated record.